AUGAAAAAGCAAGAUGGAAGUUGGAUUGAGAAGGAAGAUGCUCUAGCUGAGGAAGCAACCCAAUUUUAUCAUCAUCAGUUUACACAGGAGGAUAUCUCUUCAGAUUUCUCAUUGCUGCAACAUGUUCCUAAUAUGUUUACUCAGGAGGAAAAUCAGGUACUUACUAGCAUGCCAACUCUAGAAGAUGUUAAGAAGGCCAUUUUUGAUCUGUCAGGGGAUAGUUCAGGUGGUCCAGAUGGUAUGAUAGGAGCAUUUUACCAAGUAUGCUGGGAUAUUGUGGGGGCUGAUGUAUAUAAUGUAGUGAAAGUCUUCUUUGAAGAACAAACUCUGCCAAAGUCCAUAGCUCAUACAAAUCUGGUUCUAAUCCCAAAGAAUAAUAAUGUUGAGACCUUUGCAGAUAUGAGGCCCAUAAGUCUAAGUAAUUUUAUUAACAAAGUGAUCUCUAGGGUGGUGCAGAAUAAGCUUGAAAAUAUUUUGCCUUCUUUGAUAUCUCAUGCUAAUCGAUCCUCCGGUUUUGUAAAGGGAAGAUGUAUCAUUGAGAAUGUACCGUUAACUCAAGAGGUGGUAUCAGAUAUAAGAAUUAGGGGAAAACCAGCUAAUGUGGUGCUUAAACUGGAUAUGGCUUUGGCCUAUGAUAAAAUGUGCUGUCUGAACUCUUUAUUUGAGGACAAUGGCUUUAGAAGCUAUGGAAUGCCUAAAUGGAGUGCUAAUUUAAAUCAUCUUGCUUAUGCAGAUGAUACUAUUAUAUUCUCAUCUGCAAAUGAUACUUCAUUGCAGCUGAUCAUGGGAAUAUUACAGGAGUAUGAGUAG
Molecule: messenger RNA, 810 nt
Organism: Lycium ferocissimum
Lineage: Eukaryota; Viridiplantae; Streptophyta; Magnoliopsida; Solanales; Solanaceae
Exons: 2
Coding region: 1-810 (269 amino acids)
Source: RefSeq, a predicted model, not a curated record